AUGCCUCGAGCUGAACCAACCAGAAAAACUCUCUCCGAUUACAGGAAAACUCUCCAGGAUCUAAAAAAUUCCUAUGAAGCAAGUGAAGAGCCUGAGAAACAACAGUUAUGGGAGAUUAUCAAGGAUGAAUUGCAGGACAUCCUGAAGAAAUACUCUUUAAACUUCUCAAAAGAACAAAUGAAGAUCUUCAAUGACCCCAUUCAUGGACACAUGGAGCUGCACCCCCUGCUGGUGAAGAUCAUUGACACUCCUCAGUUUCAGAGACUCAGACACAUCAAACAGCUGGGAGGAACAUAUCUGGUGUAUCCGGGUGCUUCUCACAAUCGCUUUGAACACUCGCUUGGUGUGGCACAUUUAGCAGGACGUCUGGUAAAAGUUCUUCACAACAAUCAGCCAGAGCUCAAAAUUACCAAACAGGAUUUCCUGUGUGUUCAGAUCGCUGGUCUGUGUCACGACUUGGGUCAUGGUCCGUUUUCUCAUGUAUUUGAUGGUCUGGUUAUUCCAGGAGCCAAAAAAAUAAAAAAAUUAAGAGGGCUGCAUGAUGACAUCCCUGAAAACUGGAAGCAUGAGCAGAUGUCAGUCCAGAUGUUCGAUGACAUUGUGAGGAGUCUGAAGGCUGAGAAUGAAGAUGUGAUGAAAGAACAUGGACUGGAUGAUAGAGACAUCACCUUCAUUAAAGAGUUAAUCGAAGGGGCAAAAACCUCAGAGUGGAGAUACGAGGGCAGAGAUGAAGACAAAUCCUUCCUGUAUGAGAUUGUAGCAAAUAAACAGAAUGGCAUCGAUGUGGACAAAUGGGACUAUUUUGCACGAGACUGUCAUCACCUGGGCAUUCGAAACAGUUUUGACCAUCAACGUCUGCUGAAAUUUGCACGAGUCUGUGAAGUGAACAAAAGAAAUCACAUCUGCUUCAGAGACAAGGAGGCUGAUAAUGUUUAUGACAUGUUUCGCACUCGAUACACUCUCCAUCGCCAGGCCUAUCAGCACAAAAUCUGCAACAUCAUUGAAGACAUGUUUGCAGAAGCACUUGUUCAAGCUGAUCGUGAUCUUCAUGAAGGAAAACCUGAAGAUAUGCUGAAGAUUUCUGAAGCCAUAAAGACAGCAGAGGACUACAGCAAACUCACAGAUGAGAUCUUUGAGCAGAUAUCGUCCUCCACUUCUGAUAAUCUGAAGAAAUCCAGAGACAUCUUGAACAAGAUCAUCAGAAGAAAACUGCCAAAGUUUGUUGGAGAAGCUCGUCUGACUGAGAACAGCAUGUCAAAGGUUAGACAGAAGUGA
This is a messenger RNA of Carassius gibelio (silver crucian carp), 1275 nucleotides long. Its product is annotated as deoxynucleoside triphosphate triphosphohydrolase SAMHD1-like. Gene Ontology annotation, cellular component: nucleus. Gene Ontology annotation, biological process: defense response to virus; dGTP catabolic process; regulation of innate immune response. Gene Ontology annotation, molecular function: dGTPase activity. Bases 1 to 1275 code for a protein of 424 amino acids. The record is from RefSeq and is a predicted model, not a curated record. NCBI's taxonomy places the organism in Eukaryota, Metazoa, Chordata, Actinopteri, Cypriniformes, Cyprinidae. The transcript is spliced from 12 exons.